Molecule: messenger RNA, 908 nt
Organism: Suillus clintonianus
Lineage: Eukaryota; Fungi; Basidiomycota; Agaricomycetes; Boletales; Suillaceae
Product: small GTPase superfamily
Exons: 5
Coding region: 1-570 (189 amino acids)
Biological process (GO): small GTPase-mediated signal transduction
Cellular component (GO): plasma membrane
Molecular function (GO): GTP binding; GDP binding; GTPase activity
Source: RefSeq, a predicted model, not a curated record
AUGGCCACCAACACUCUGAGGAAGAGAAAAAUCGCGGUUCUAGGUUCCCGUUCAGUUGGAAAAUCUUCUCUUGUCAUACAAUUCAUCGAGAACCAUUUCGUUGAUGCAUACUAUCCUACUAUUGAAAGCACCUUUUCGAAAGGCGUAGCUUAUAGAGGCGUAGAAUAUGACUGUGACAUCAUCGACACCGCUGGCCAGGACGAGUACUCAAUUCUCAAUUCUAAGCACGCAAUUGGCAUACACGGCUACGUCCUCGUAUACUCAGUCGCCUCAAGAAGAUCUUUUGACAUGAUCAAAAUCGUAUACGACAAAAUCGUUGAUUUUUGUGGCAAAAACGAUAUCCCAUGCGUAAUCGUUGGCGCUAAAACUGAUUUACAAUCAAGUAGACAGGUGGCCCCGAAUGAAGGAGAAGAGCUAGCAAAACUCAAUAACGCUGCUUGGGUUGAGACUAGCGCAAAGAAUAAUGUCAACGUUGGCAAAGUCUUCGAGCUAUGUCUGGCCGAGAUUGAGAAGCGAUCACCUUCCAGCAAAACGGAUCAGCCAGAAGCAAGCAGGUGUCUCAUAAUGUGAUAGACGCGACUCGGCCGUCCCUGGUCACCUUGCUGUCAUGCUCUCCGGUUACCCAAUCUCCUUUCAUACCCUGAGCCGCCCAUUUUUCCUUGCUGGCAUCGCCGUCUUCUGCAUACAUAAUAAGUAUUUCUUUCUAUUUCCCUCCACUCCUUAGGAGUCUUCUUUUAAAUCCGAUUUUUCUAUCGGAUUAGACUGCGUCUCUAUAAUCCGCUACAUCAGUCAUGUCUCUUUGUGACUUGUACAGUGUGUAAAAUAAUGCUUUCCUGGGGUCUCUCUGUCUGGUUUCAACAGUACUAGUGUCUUCCCUGGUGGUUCAUAAUUCAUAUUCAUAUCGCUUC